CGGCAAGAGGCUCCGGCUCGCGCCGCAGCCGUUACGGAUCGGAGCGGUUAUUUUCUCGCCCCCAUCGACUGAAUUCGGCUUUUAGUGGCGUUUUUUAAGCUUUACACGACGUCCGACGUGGACAGCACCCAUCGCUGGCACGGUAAAUGUUAAAUUCCUGAGGUAAACCGACGUUUUUCCGACCACUUUGCGCUUUUUCAUCGUUUAAUCGACCGUGUCCUGCUCGGUCCUAAACCGCCGUGCCGUUCCGUGUUUUCCUCCGCUCUCGCUAGCUUGAAGGGGAUCGGCGAGAAAAACAAACAGGGUCGAAAAAGAAGAAGGAUAACGGUUGCUGGUUGUGGCGGUAAUCGAACCAAACGUGUCGUUCUGUGUUAUUUAACUACAGUAUGCCGUUUCCCGUCGUGGUCGCCUCCGCUGCAGUACCGAAACGGGGAACCGAAAGGAGUGCGGCGGCUCACUAACGUCAACAUGUUCCCGUCGACUCGUGUUCGUUUCGCGUUCAGCCCACUGCCGUUGCGGCUUUUAUCGUCCUGACUUCGACCUUUACCUGUUUUCUUUAUUUUGUUUUUUUUUUUCGUUUUAUUUUUUUAACGACGCAUCCAUGCAUCCAACGUCGCGUCCGUAAGUCAUGCACACCAGGCGCCUCGUUAAGCGCUCCGUCGUAGGCAGUCGCGUGUACGCGCCGGCUCCAGCCGGCCACGCGGCGCCGCUCGCCGGAGUGGUGCAGGCCGUCAAGCAGGAAAGCAGGGACGCCUCGAGCGGCCACCGGUGCAGCGUGUACACCGUGCUGAUGCAGGACGGCACCGUGAGGGAAUUCUCAGAGGAGGAGAUCGCGCUCGGCUCCGCUCAGAUGGCCGCCAAGGGACCGCUGAAGUCCAGCCUGAAGCAGAGCUCCUGUAACGGCGGUGAGCGGGAUGGGCAAGCACAGAGCCAGAAUGGUGUUGUGCAGAAGGGCGAGGUCACAUUGCCCAGCCCAGAGGGGGGAGAGGAUCCCCGGGUGCUGGAGCAUAAACGGACAGGCCGGGCACUGGACCAGGAGAAGGACCACACCCGCUCCGUCUCUCUGCUGGAGCAGAAACGCAAGGUGGUCUCCUCCAGCAUUGACGUGCCUCAUGCCAGGAAAUCAGAAGAGGAGGUGGACAUGGACAAAGUGACUGCUGCCAUGGUGCUGACAAGUUUGUCCACUAGUCCUCUGGUGCGGAGUCCUCCGGUCAAAGUUAGCGAGGGUCUCAAUGGCUCCUGGAAGGAUGGAGGCUUCACCCCGUCUAGUUACAGCAGCAGUGGCUGCUGGAGCUGGAGUGCUCCGAGUGACCAGUCCAACCCCUCCACGCCUUCCCCGCCGCUGUCAGCUGACAGUUUCAAACCCUUCCGCAUGCCCAGCCUCAAUGGGCCGCAAGAUGACGCUCUGGAUGAGCAGGAUGGGAGCAGCCUGCUGUUUGAUGAACCCAUUCCUCGCAAACGCAAGAACUCCAUGAAGGUGAUGUUCAAGUGUCUGUGGAAGAACUGUGGCAAGGUACUGAGCACUGCAGCGGGAAUCCAGAGGCACAUUCGAACUGUACAUCUCAGUCGCAACUGUGACUCCGAGUGCAGUGACGGUGAGGAAGAUUUCUACUACACUGAGAUUAAGCUGAACACAGACUCAGUGGCUGAUGGCCUGAGUAGUCUGUCCCCCGUGUCUCCCUCUGUUGUGUCACCUCCGCCAGCCGCAGAACAGAAAUGGGCUGACACCUCCAACGGCAACAGUGGGACCAAGAACGAAAGCAGCAGUUCCACCCCACUCAGCCGCUCUGCCCCUAGCGCCCUCUACCUAGUGCACACUGACCACGCCUACCAGGCCACGGCCCCAGUCACCAUUCCUUCCACCAGCUCGGCUGGCUUCACUCCCUGCAGCAACAGUUUCAGCAUCUCCUGGCAGUCCCCACCCGUUACCUUCACUGGCACCCCUGCCUCUCCCACUCACAGUCGCACACAGGGAUUUAGUGAGCAGCGCUCUCAGACCAUUGCAGUGCUUUCAUCUCCCCCACGAGCCACAGGUUCACUCAGCAGGAAGUCCCGAGGCGAGGGCAAGAAGUGCCGCAAGGUGUACGGGAUGGAGAACAGAGACAUGUGGUGCACUGCGUGCCGCUGGAAGAAAGCCUGCCAGAGGUUCGUGGAUUGAGUCGUGUCUGGCUGCCAUAUAAAUGGGGCGGGGCUUCUCUUGCAUGCAUAACGUAUUUCUUUUUGCCCCGCCUCCUACGCCACGAUCCCUCGUGUCCUGGUCUGGACCCAGGAACUGAACUCUUAACAUUCCCUCCCAAACCUGUGCAUCCCACCCACCCAGAGAGGCAAGUAGCUCUCCUGUGCGAAUAAAAGAGAAAACUUUCAUGUGAUCCAUUUGUCUUUUUGUUUUUGGAAGUCUGGCUGUAAAACAGUACUGGAGGCACCAGUGAUGUGACCAAUCGUAGCCCAAGCUUUUUUCUAAAGGAGAGGAACACUCUUUGAGAAUGCAAAAAGAUGGAGUAGGGGAAAGGUCCUUGUUUUCCAUGAACACUUUUCCACUCUGCAUUUCAGCAGGGCUAAAGGCUGGCCAGCCAGACACCCCAGACUCCCUCCAUUCCUCCUCCAAGAGAAUGUACUGCUGUGGGGGCUUGUGUUGUGAAAGGGAGGGGGAGGAGGAGCUCCCCCUAGUGGAAACGGAUCAAUGCAAAAAAAUAUAUAAAAAAGUCUAGGGGAGCCAAGUGGACGGAAUACUUACAGCUACCCCUUUUCUUCCUUAUUGUCACAAGCAAUUACACCCAUGAGGGAGAGACAGUUUUCUAUCUCAGUUUUAUAUAUCUCAUUUCUUUCAGGGAUGCGAUGACUGAAAGCAAAACCAGCAGCUACAUUUAACAGCAGUGAAGGUAAUGGUUUUUGUCACAGGAAUAAUCUACCUGCAACCAAAAAGGAUUUGUUUUUUAUGUGCCAUUUCUCUUUAUUUGGUCUUUGUUUAUAUACUCAGUGAUACACGAUAAAGUACAAAGACUGAUAUACUAAUUACAACCCAACAUAGCAGACUAGUGGCGAAGCGGACCACAGCUCGAGCCGUACUGAGGCGCCCACUCAGACCAUCUUGUUUUCCAUCAUUCUCCAUCUGAGGCAUGAACUCUAUUCAUUGUACAUUUAGUGAGAAGGCCAGCACGCCACAUCUGCCACCUGUGGAGGGUCAUCCAGAUGCCGAGCUGAGUGCACAGGUAUGCCUGUGAAAGCUUGGAGAGGCAGCCCAUUUACCUCUUAGAGUAAAAGAGCUUGAUCUCCUCUCACCUUUUUCCUGACCUCAUACAUUUAUGUAGGAAGUAAUAAAAGUUACAGCACUUACCACGUCCGCCCCAUGCCAGCCCUCCCCCGGCGUAGGAGCUCACUCAGUGGGCAGGCAAGCGGGAAGCUGGAAGCACUUGAGUGUGUUCUGUUAUUCGUCUGUGAUUGAUAGAGUAUUGUGUAACUGCACUGCACGCUGCACUCAGAACGGUCAUGUGAGGAGGACACGUGUUGCACGGGGCUUUUCUACAUGCUGUUUCAAGUGAUGGAGACUGGAUGCGGAGGGGCUUCCUUUAGUCCAGUGUGUCGUCUUGGACUCAUCACCUGUGUGAUGCCAGCAUGGAUGUCUUAUUGAGUUUUACACAAGAAGAAAACGGCUGCUCGGCUGGCAGUUGCAAGUUCUCUGGCACUGUUCCUUUGAUGCAGCAUCGUAUUAAACCAUCCAAAACACCAGCUUAUAAACUGACUCCCAAACGCACACACCCCACUGCUCAGUCCCUGUAUUACCUCCUUCAUUAUUCUUCUGUUUUAUCCCUAAAAUGUUUCUUUUUCAUGUGUGCUACUAUCAGGAUGUUCAUGUAUGUAGUUUUGAUCUAAGCUAAAUGUUUUCCUUUGAAAGCUACACUGAGCAAUUUUACAUAACCAUGGGAACAAAGAUGCAUCUGUACAGGUGAGGUGAACAAAUUCAAAUCUGA
Colossoma macropomum (tambaqui) is the source of this 3968-nucleotide messenger RNA. RefSeq names its product zinc finger protein 704 (gene znf704). Gene Ontology annotation, biological process: regulation of transcription by RNA polymerase II. The coding region runs from base 629 to 2158 and encodes 509 amino acids. Gene Ontology annotation, cellular component: nucleus. The transcript has 9 exons. Lineage: Eukaryota; Metazoa; Chordata; Actinopteri; Characiformes; Serrasalmidae. The record is from RefSeq and is a predicted model, not a curated record. Gene Ontology annotation, molecular function: DNA-binding transcription factor activity; RNA polymerase II cis-regulatory region sequence-specific DNA binding.